Messenger RNA from Saccharomycodes ludwigii, 219 nucleotides. RefSeq names its product copper metallochaperone COX17 (gene COX17). Gene Ontology annotation, cellular component: mitochondrial intermembrane space. The record is from RefSeq and is a predicted model, not a curated record. NCBI's taxonomy places the organism in Eukaryota, Fungi, Ascomycota, Saccharomycetes, Saccharomycodales, Saccharomycodaceae. Gene Ontology annotation, biological process: mitochondrial respiratory chain complex IV assembly. Bases 1 to 219 code for a protein of 72 amino acids. The transcript has a single exon. Gene Ontology annotation, molecular function: copper ion binding; copper chaperone activity.
AUGUCAACUACUCCAACUUCCAAUAAUACUACAGAUAGUGCACCAUUGGCAUGUCCUAACCCAAACGAUACCACAAAACCCAAACCAUGCUGUGUUUGUUUAGAUGAAAAAAAAGAUAGAGAUGAAUGUUUAUUAUUCAAAGGUUUAGAUGAUGUUGCUUGUAAGAAAUUAAUUUCUAAUUAUAAGAGCUGUAUGAAGGGGUAUGGUUUUGAUAUCUAA